UUUUUAAAAUAUGAUAAAGUUAUUCUAAAAAUUUAAUCGAAGCCUCUUCCAAUUUUCGAAAGAAGUUUAGCUAAAGCAAAGUGAAACAUAAGGCAAAGGAUUUUAUUAAUAGUAAAUAUUUACAGGAUGUUUGGCUGAAUAUGCUUAUUAUAUUGAAUCAAACAAGGAAGCAAUCAUCAUUGAUCCUCUUAGAGAUGUUCAACCAUAUCUGUAAAUAUAGGAUUUUUAUGUUUUAGUAAUAUAGCAAAAGAAAGAGGAGCAAAAAUAAAGUAUGUUUUACUAACACAUUUCCAUGCAGAUUUCAUUGCUGGACAUUUAAGUUUGUAGAGAGAAACAGAUGCUUAAAUAAUAAUGGGUCCAAAAGCAAGUGCACCAUUUGUUAAUAAAGUGUUGAAUGAUAAUGAAUAUCUAAAGGUAGGAAAAAUUAAGAUUUAAGCUUUACACACUCCAGGACAUACAUAAGAAUCAACAUGUUUUUUAUUAUAUGAUGAAGAUGGUAAAUAACACAGGUAAUAACAAUAAUAACAAUAUUUAUAGUGUUUAUACAGGUGAUACUUUAUUCUUGGGUGAAGUUGGUAGACCUGAUUUGGCAGUCAAGAGUGAUGUUACUUAAUAUGAUUUAGCAUCAAUGCUCUAUGCUUCCCUUAGAUAGAAAAUAUUAGGAUUGCCUGAAGAUGUUAUAGUAUUCCCUGGUCAUGGUGCUGGUUCAGCAUGUGGUAAAAACAUUUCCUCAGGCUAUAGUUGUACUAUUGGAAAUCAGAAGAAAAAUAAUUAUGCUUUAUAAGAAAUGGAUCAAGAAACAUUUGUGCAAUUAGUAGCAAGUGAUUUACCUAAACCACCGUAAUAUUUUUUCUAUAAUGCUGGAUUAAACAAAACAAAUCAAUUUUAAGAUCUUAAUUUGAUUUUAAAGAAAGCAAAUACUAAAUUAACUUCUGCUUAAGUUAUUUCUAGAUAAGGAAUUUAGAUUAUUGAUUCUAGAAAUUCUAUUUCUAAUGGAUUCAUUCCUGGAUCUAUAAAUGUACCUCUUUAAAUCCCAUUUGCUCAUUGGGUUGGAACUCUAUUACCACAUGAUAGAGAAAUUGUUAUUGUUUGUGAACCAGGAAAUGAAGAAUAAACAAUAAUGAGAUUAUCUCGAAUUGGAUAUGAUAAUAUUGUAGGAUAUAUACAUUUUGAGGAUUGGAAAUCAUCAGGAAAUUCUAUAAGCAAACCAAUAGAGUUAGAAGUUUAAGAUUUCUUGAAGAGAAGCAAACUUGCAUAAAUUGUUGAUGUUAGAACAAAAGAAGAAUGGGGAAAAGGUAUAUUAAAACAUGCAUAAUUAAUUACACUUAGUGAAUUACCAUAAAAUUUAGAGAAAUUAGAUAAAUUAAGAGAUAUUAGCAUUUAUUGUGGAACUGGAUAAAGAGCUAAAAUAGCUCAUACUUUAUUAAUAGCUAAUGGAUUCACAAGAGUUCAAUAUUGUAAAGUGGGAUAUGAUGAUAUCAUUAAGUGAAG
Paramecium sonneborni is the source of this 1491-nucleotide messenger RNA. NCBI's taxonomy places the organism in Eukaryota, Ciliophora, Oligohymenophorea, Peniculida, Parameciidae. The record is from the annotation of a GenBank genome assembly.